This is a messenger RNA of Brassica napus (rape), 1363 nucleotides long. Its product is annotated as probable F-box protein At3g61730. The record is from RefSeq and is a predicted model, not a curated record. Gene Ontology annotation, molecular function: protein binding. The coding region runs from base 131 to 1186 and encodes 351 amino acids. NCBI's taxonomy places the organism in Eukaryota, Viridiplantae, Streptophyta, Magnoliopsida, Brassicales, Brassicaceae. Gene Ontology annotation, biological process: reproductive system development. The transcript is spliced from 8 exons. Gene Ontology annotation, cellular component: nucleus.
CUCGCUCUCUCCUCCGCGGUGUGCAUGUAUAAUAUACUCACUACGAAGCGAUUCAGAGCUAAAACAAACAUUUGAAUCUCUUCCGCUUAACAAACUAUCGACUAGUGAGAUAGUGAGCGAGCAAGAGACGAUGAAGACGAGAUCCAGUGAUGUACAAGUAGCUGCUAACAGAGGCGGCAAGAGGAAAGCUCCCGAGGGAGACGAACACGGCAGAGGGAAGAGACGAUCGGUGAAGAGCGACGAACCGAAGAGCUCUCCUCAGAUAGAUAGAAGAUUAGCUCCGAAGAGGACGAUCCUCAGAGGAAUCCAUGGAUGCGUAUCUCCUCGGUGCUCUGCUUCCACUCACCGCUCCAGCUUCUCAUGGUACGAGCAAGAUGCGUGGACAUACAUCUCGAGGUUUUUGGAUGGGAAGUCACUGGUGAUGCUUGGAGCAACGAGCAAAUGGUUUAACAAGAUGGUGAUGGAGGAUGAUGCUAUUUGGAGGUUUGCUUGCUUGCGUGAUCUUCGUGUGCCAAAGCUGUAUCCAGCUUCUUCAAGCUGGAUCAAGAUCUAUGCUUCAGCUUUUGAUGGGAGGAGUCACUCUUACUUGUUCCAUCAGCAGGAAAAGCAUAUUGACUGGAUGCGAAUUGGUGCCUUUACUCUUGACUCUGGAGUGUCACUCUUGACUGAGAAGUUGAGUUCUCCACUGAGAGUUCCAAGGGAAGGAACCAUUGAACGGAUGCUUGAAUCCAGUGGUGGAUGUAUUGUAAAAGACAUCAAAAGCGGUAUUUGGAUUGCAGAUUUACAGCUUGUUCGGUGCCCUGUCUGUGACCUCAGUACCUGUGAUGGAACAAUGCAAACACUGGACGCUAGGCAUGUUGAGCUGUUCUUGAAUGAAGGAUACAAAAAUGGAACUUGGGAAUACAAUCUUAUUGCGUCUCAUAAGUUGCAGAAAGACGCAGUUGCAGCUUGUGGAGCCAUUUUCGAUCUCAAACACCUUAAAUCUUCAUCCUCAGGUAUUCUUAACCUUAAGUCUUGGACCGGAGCUCCAGAUGAUUCCCAACCCAAAGCAAUGAUCGCACCCCACGCAGUAGCUCUUCACACAAGAUUACAAGAAAACGAAGGAAUCAUUGUGAAGUAUCAGACGAUGAAGGCAGGAACUGACGGUGACAUAGUUUCCAUCAGAAUCUCCCAGCAGCUACUCUGAGUUCCUGAUCACAAUGUGUUUAUCCCACUCACACAGACCAUCUUAAGUAUCUCUACAUUAGCCUUUUAUUAUAAAAAGUGUUACAUCGUUACAUAUUUUGCAAGAAUAGUUUGAGAGAUUAUUGAACUUAUUAUAUACAAUCACACGCACCAAUGAUCAAUGUUUCUGUUAUGCCUA